AUGUCUGCUAGCUCCGAUGCCGUGCCAUCCUCCCCUGACUUCGGACGUUCCAGCGGGGGGGAGUCGGGUCCGAACAACCAGGGCUUAAAUCUCUCUGAUCCUGAGUCAGAUCCAGCGGGCAGGGACAGCCUUCGUGACAGUUUUGUGGAAGUGUCGAGCGGUAUUCGAGAACACCCUUCCCCCAGUGCAGACAUCGAUGAUGCGCGACUUAGGGCGGGCCUUUGCGCUCGCCUCGACAGGCCAACUCCUGUGCUUCGUCCUGGGCUUCAUCCCCAGCUUCAGCGUCCUGUUCUCCAGAACGUAAAGGACGACUUGGAAACUUCAGCGGCAUCCAGCAGCGAUCCUACAGGCUAUGCAAUCGAUGAGCUGUCUAAGGAGUUGAGGCGCCGUGAGCUCCCUCCGGCGUUGACCUACCCGUGGCAGCGUGGCCCUCUUCAGUGGGUGUUUGGUCAUGCUCCCAAGAGGCCGAAGCUAUCGGUGCCUUCACCUCCUGGGGGAGCAGGAAUUUCCGCUGCAGGGCAAGUCUCCGAAGGGCUUCUGGGUUCGAGGACCGGGGAGUUCGCGAAGAAGAGGAUCUGGCUUACCAGCUUGAUCCAGACACCGGAUCAAGUUAGGUGGGAGGCUUUGAGGAAGUUGCGAACUUUGACUUCUCUCGAUAUGGACGCAACUCGUCUCGGGCGAACAUUGCUGUCUGAGGCGAUGCUUCUGAAGAAUGAGGACAAUUUACGGAAGUCCUUCUCGCACACAUUUCAGGCCAAGGCGACGGGGACCUUGGUUAAAAGGGCUUCUUCGCUUUGGAGGUUUGCCGCCUGGUGCGAGUCCAACGCCAUCUCCUCCCCUCUUCGAGCCUCGGAGCCUGUCAUCUACAGGUACAUGUUGCAUCUGGAGGCUACAGCCAAGCCUACUGUCGGUUCGAGUUUCCUAGAGGCAUGGAACUUCAUUCAUGCGAUGGUGGGCCUCACCGACCCGGGUGCGUACCUGGCUCAGUCUGCCCGGGUACGGGGCGUGUCCGUCGGGAUGUUGCAAUUGAAGGCACCUUUGAGGCAGGCCCAUCCUUUGGCAGUCAAAAUGGUCAAGGCCCUUGAGCAGGUGGUCUUGUUGGCGCCCUACGAGCACUGGAAGGUUAUUGCCGGGCACUUGCUUUUGGUCUUGGGCUCUAGUGCGCGUGAGCGCUUCGGUCUGGGCCUCGAUCCGGCUCUUCCAGCCUGGUCGGAAACUGACGGGGUAUUCCUGAGCCGUCCGAUGAGUACGGGUGAGGCUGGGCUGUACUUGAAAGAAUUUUUGAGCAGCUCAGGGUUUUCUGACCUCGAUCGGAUCGCUUGCCAUUCCUUGAAAUGCACGGUGCUGAGCUGGGUGGCCAAGAACGAUGCUCUGAGUCUGGAGGACCGGAGGCUGCUUGGCCACCACUUGGAUCCUUCAGCUGCUAGCCCCGUCACUUACAGCCGAGACGAGCUGACAAGGCUUAUGCGGAGGGUCUUCCAGGUCCUCAUACUGAUCAG
This is a messenger RNA of Symbiodinium necroappetens, 1499 nucleotides long. NCBI's taxonomy places the organism in Eukaryota, Dinophyceae, Suessiales, Symbiodiniaceae. The record is from the annotation of a GenBank genome assembly.